Callithrix jacchus (white-tufted-ear marmoset) is the source of this 7833-nucleotide messenger RNA. The record is from RefSeq and is a predicted model, not a curated record. NCBI's taxonomy places the organism in Eukaryota, Metazoa, Chordata, Mammalia, Primates, Cebidae.
UUUGCCUCCCCUGCAUCCUCGUGUUGGGGCCCCAGCCUGCUUCUCCUCAAGGCCUCCUCGCUGCCUCCCCAGCCCAUCUGGCUCAGCUGCUGUGUGAGGGCCCAGCGCUGGUGGGCAGCCAGAUCGCCUUACACUGCCUGGGGCCACGGUGGAGCUGGGAGCCCAGCAAUCUGAGCUGGACCAGCAGAUGGGGCCGCCCAGGGCAGAGGUGGGGGAGUCUGAAGCCAUCUGUAGGGCCAUCCUGAAUGGUGCCGUGGGUUGGAAAGGCCCACACGGGCUCCCAGCACAUGCUUGGGAUGAGACCUUGGCUGGCAACACAGGAGCUGGCCUUCUGCUGCAGGUUCUGAAGGGGGCAGCCCCAGGCAGGUGGGAUGCCCUUGAGGUCAGCCUGGGUGUUUCUGGCAGACUACCAUCCCUGGAGCUGGAGCCUGCUAUGGAGUGGGUGAUCUCUGGACAGCUCUGAGAGGAGGUGGAUACUUAGUGGGGCUUGGAGUUAGAGGGCAUGGUUCAGAUCUGCCCCUGGAAGGUUCUGGGGCAGAGGCCAAUGUUCCCUUUACACACCACACACACACUGGUAAUGUGGCUUCCUGGGUCCCUGGAUCCAGGCUAUGAUAACUGGCCUGUGCUGUCCAUCUGUGUCAGGUGACUUACAUACAGAAUCCCAUCAGUUCCCACCUCUGCCCUGUGGGGUUGUAGUUUUUAAAUAGUUAUCUGAAAGAUGGGGCCCCUAAGGCUCUGAGAGGAGAGGCUCAGCUGAAGAGGUUGGUGAGUAGUAGAGCUGGGUCACUGUGACUCUACCACACCUGUGGAGGCACCCAGGGCCUGAUCUCAGUUCUGAACCUACAGGCUUGGGCUCCCAAGGAUGUCCCAGAUGGCAGAUACUGAGGCUGGGAGGCCUGGAUCUAGUCUGUUAAAGCUGGGGAGAGCCUGGCCAGCCAUCAAGCAGGAAGCCAGUGGCCGACUUGGGACACCGACCAGCUGGGAGCUGUCAUGCCCUUAGGUCACUGGGCCAAGCCCUGAUGGGACUGUGUCUCCCGGGGAGCCUCAGGCAAGGGCUGGUGGACUUAGCCCAGAUCAGUGAGUCAUUUUAGGUGGCUGAGCCAGGGAGUGCUGGGGUGGGGGCUGCGUGAGGUUGAAGCUGUCAGUUGGAGGAUGACGGGUCCAACUGACUGUGCAGUGGGGACACAGCCACCAGUGUUGCUUGCUGGGGUGCCCUGGGGACUGUCUUGGGUGGGUUGGGCCAUUCGUUUUUCUUGCCAGUUUGCUAUCAGGAGGAGCCCCUGAUAAAUCCCCUCUGGGGUGUGGUACCAGCGUUUUUUUGCAGAAGCUCUCCAAACCCCUGCAGAGAAAAGGAGGAGCUUAUUUCAGGAUAGGAGGGGACUUCUGCCCUGGUGAGGUAUCCCUGUAGCUGGUCUCCUUUUUGAUGGCCCCAGCUCCCCCUCUGCCCCCCAGAACCUGGCUGGCCUGUGCCCCCCUGUCUCUGUGCUCCAGCCCUCUGCCCCUGGGUGCUUCCUUAGGACUCCCUGCUGCAGGUCCCAGGGGCAGGAGAGAAGGGAGUUUCCGGCUUGAGUGAGAAUGAGCCCUGGAGGUGGGGUGGGCACAGAGACCCCCAGCCAGGGGGGUUGGAAGGCCCCUGGCAGUGACUGGUUCUAGAGCUUGUCCCUGGAGCCUCUGAAGUGUUGAAAGUGUCUGGCCAGGGUUCUGUUCCUUCCUGCCUAGCAGGGAAGGCCGGAUGACAGAAGCUGCCCUCAGCCACUGGGUGGUCUGCAGUUCCUCACACCUGCCCAGGUGGGUGCCUUUGCUGAGCCCCUUGUGCAGCACUGGUGUGGGGGUGUGCCUCUGCCAGGCUUCAGGCCUGGAUGCUUUGGGGCCCAGCUCCAGCACUCCAGGGGAGGACCUCAGGCUAGAGCUGGUUUCUAUCCCUAAUUUACCUAGAUCUGGGCCAGGCCUGGGUGGUGAGCUCACCUGCAACAAUGACUGUCCCAGAGAGUGGGGGCCACAUUGGCCCUCCUCUCCGAAGACAAUUUCCCGCCACCCAUGCUGGGGGCACUUAGGAUGGGAGAGGGCCCCUCUUCACCUCCUCACCCUACAGGACAGGGCCUGGAUCCUCCCUUGUGUGGCUUCCGGAAAGUUUGUGAGUUGGGCAAAAGGUUGUGGCCACGAUCUGUCCAACGGUAUACCAUCAGGCCGGAACGCUCUCCCGAAGGCUUUUAUUGCCAGAGUGGAAGGGUCACUCAGAGGCACUUUUUGCUUUGUUUUUCUGUAUUUGUCAAGAGCAGCGGCUCCCAGGUGCCCAGGUUUAGGGCCUAACCCACCAUGUCGGACACCUUGCUGUGCCUGUCUGGGUGUGUGGGGCGGCAGGAGGGGCAGCUCCCUGGAGGGCUGUGUGAGUGGGUUUUCCAGACUCCCUGCCCUCCCCCAGCACUCCAUUUGCUUAUUCAAUCCAGGCCAUUAUCCUGGUCUCUGCCCUGCCUCAGGCGGGUGGAAAUGCGAUCCGGCUCCAUUGAUCGCUGAUGGAGCCCGACUGCAGCAGCCACAGCUGGGUGGGGAGGAGGACAGGACCCUCCACAGACAAACUGGAGGAGGGUGGGAGUGGAUUCCUCACCAAGUCUCAGGCUUGGGGGCUCCAUGGGACCAAGACAGCCCAGUGCUGCUGGCAUCCCACAGCAGGCCCGUCCACCCUCAGAGAGGCUUCCAGUGUCCAGCCUCUGCACAGAGGCCAAACCUCCCCACCAGGCCUCUCCUUUCAGAGCAGAGGUAUCCUCCCCAACACCCAAGUCCAGGCUGCCAGUCCAGUGUGGGUGCCGCUGAGGUCCUGGACUUGGCCCUGGGGAUGGCCUGGAUCUGUUUGCAUCUCAAGCCAUCAUCCCAUCUCAUGCCACCCCAAAGGGCAGGGAGGGUGGAAAGGGUGGUGGCAUUGUUAUCUCAGGGGCCCUGCCCUAAGUCAGCUACUCCCCCAGCUAGAGCUUAUUUGGAAAAUGAGCCUGCUUCUGGUGGGAUCGUAUUGCCCAGGAGGCUUGGGAGCAAAGAGUCCCUUCCAGGCUGCAGGGGAGGCAUGCAGGUGCGGGGUGGGGGGCAGGCAGCCUUCACCCUUGCUAAAGACUUGAGAUGCCUUCAAGGGGCUUCAGCACCCCUUGGGAAAGGACCUGGCCUCAUCAGGGGAUGUGGGAAUGCAGAAGUGUGCUGUCCUUAGGUAAGUGACUGGAGGUCUGGGGAGGUACCAUUCCAGGAAUCAGAUUGCAGCCAGCCCUCAAAGGGUCUGGGUGUUUGAGGGGCUACUGGGUGUGUGGUGGGUUCUGCUGUCAGGAGAAUGCUGUCUGGAUGGGAGGUAUUUGGCAGGUUUCAGCUUAGCCUUAGGGAUGGUGUCUGCUCCAUCCCUGCCCACGGGGACUGCAAGUUACAGAUAUGAGGGGCGGGGAGGAGAGGAAGGGGCUGAGGAGGAGCCGGGACCAUCCCUGCUGUGGACUGAUGGUCCCAGAGGCUGCCUGUGUCUGUUCUUGUGUAGAAGGCCCCGGCCCCAGUGUCCAUCCACUGCUUUCAGGGAAGAGACUGGGAAGUGGAAGCUCCUCCUCCUUUGUACUUGAUAGAGAGGAGGGAUGUUUGAGCAGCAACCCCCUCCUCCCCUUGGGGUGGGCAGCCUGUGAGCUUUAGGCUCUGGGGAAUGACUUGGGAGCAGUCUCCAUGGAUUAAAUGGGGCAGUGAUGUGGGCUUAGUAAAUAACAAAACCCAGCCCACAUUAGACGUCUCUUCUCUAGCGCUCGCUCCGGGUGGUGGGUGGGGGAGAGAGCUCUCUGGCCUGGCUGGUGCCGGUUCCCGGAGCCCCUGCUGUCAGGUGCUGGGAGUGGAGGUGCUCUCAGGUUCCCUGGGGAGCGGUGACCACAUCUGGGGGCCUGGGUUAGAUCCUGGUGGCUGCCCUAGGGAUGGUGUCUGCUCCAUCCCUGCCCACAGUGACUGAGGGUUACAGAUAUAAGGGGAAGGGAGGAGAGGUGGUGGGGGGGAAGUGGGGGGUGGGGAAGAGGCAGGAGGGGAGGAGGGACCAGGACCAGCAGGCAGGGCCUCCACAUCAGGGCGACCCUGCAGGAAGGACCAUGCACCAGACCUUGUUGCAGCUGCGGGGAUGGGCGCCGCUGCCCUGGCCCUGCCUGGACCAUCCUAACUAUCCCUGUCUCUCCCUUAGCUAGCACAGGCCGAAGUCUCCCCAGCUCCCUGGCCCCAUGGCCGCUUGCCUCUCCCCGUUUUUGGCAAUGGUAGAACUCACACUGGUGAGGUAAUGGGAUCCGGUGGUUCUAGACUUGCCAACUAUGGGGCGAGGGCUCAGCCAGCACCCUGUGUGCAGUCGCCGAGGAAGGGGCCAGCCGUGCUGGACCUGCUGCUCUGCCAGGAAGGAGGGGACUCAGGUCCUGGGACUGCUGGGCAGUGGCAGAGGGCAGGUGCAGCUGGAAGUGACACUUGGUGUUUCCCUGCAUCCCCUGAGGUCACAGGUCCUCAAGUCAGCUGGGAAGCUGUCCUCUGGCGCUCAGGGGCUGCUGCCAGAGGAGCUGGGGUCCAGUUCCGUUCUGGGCUUUGGGUCUUGAGUUCUGAAUCGGGGAGUGAGGGAGCGGGGAACACAAGGUUUCAGGGCUCUGACCCGGCUCCUCAGGGUGGUGAACCUUCUCACCCCCUCCCCUGAAAGGCCCUGUUCAGGGUGGGCUCUAGAGCCCCGAGGGAGGGUCUCCUUCCUUCCCUUCUGCAUGUCACCAAGAGCGCUUCCUUCCUGGGCUGCUGGCUGGGAGAAUGAGGGCAAGGAGCAUCGCAGAUGUCCUGUGAUCCUGCUGAGGCCAUGGAAGGCCAGACGGGAUGAGCCUCCAGAGAUGUGUGGGAGGAGAGCGGCUCGGGCUUCAGCUCAGGCAGCAGCAGCACCCCCGGCCUGAGCCACUGGGGGUGCUGCUGCCGUCACUGUUGCUGCUGCCUGCGCCGCCUGAGCCGCGGGGGUGCUGCUGCCACCGCUGUUGUUAUUGCUGCUGCCUGUCCCGUCACGCGAGCCGCCGCCUGAGCCAGGCUCAGGGUUCUAUUGACUCCUUGUAAUCACCCACAAGUGGGACGUGUAGCAAGUCCUCCCAGUUUCAGCAAUGACUGUCACUUCCCGUUGGAAGCAGUUAAGGCCUGGUGCACCCUCUCCCUUCCUUUCUUUUACGGCCAUGGUGAUCUUGGCAGAUCUGGGGGGCACAUCUGCCAGGAACUCUUGUCCAGCAAAAGGGUUCCAACCUGGAUAGGGGGGUACACGGAAGACAAAGAUUAUAGACAGCCAGGGUCUGGAGGGUUGAGAAGUCAAUGCUUCACCAACAAUUUUAUUUUGAAGGACUGGCCCCUGGGGUGUGGGUGGCCCAUGGACUGGACCUCUGUGCCUCCAGCUCUCCGCUUCAUGGAUGGGCUCCUGAUGGCUCAGAGCCUGUGACAAAGUCUCCACUCACCUUCCCAGAGCCUGUGUUUGCAGUGGGAGCUCCCCUGAGCCGGACCAUGGGUCGUGGGACCUGACUCUGCGGUUGGAAUGAGUGGCAGUUGCCAGAGAGCCAGGCUUGGUGGGCAGACCUGCUGGGGAAGCCAGCCCUGGAGUCUCCUGUGCCUGUAGAUGGCUCAGGGGAGCCAGAGUGGGGGCUGAACGUGUGGUUGAGAGGGUGUGGGUGCAGGUAUUGAGUGUGUGUGUGAGUGUGGCCUGGCCUGCCGGGAACCGUGCAAACGCAGAUGUGAAGGCCUGUCCCCUGCUCCCCAGCCCUCAGGGGGAGCCUUCCAUCUCUGUUGCUCCCCAUCCCCCAAACCCCUCCUAUCAGCCCCCAUCAACCUUCCUUUCCCCUCACCUGCCCUCAGAAAGUCCUGGGUGAUUCCAUGACCCACCAGCCCCUGUGGCAUCGGCUGGUGGCUGCAGGCUCCACGCAGCUCACUGUGCUCUUCUGAGAAGACACAGGCUGAGUAGGGAAGGUGGGGAGUAGGGCAUCCCUAGAAGACAGUGUCUGAGCCCGAAGCUCUUGAGACAGAAGGAGAAGGGGACUGUCGUCUUGCAGGCAGCACUGUGCGUGUUAGAUGCUAUGGGCACACGUGGACGCUGUGUAAACAGGCUGGCUGUGCGGGGCAUGAAGAAGGCUGCCCUGAGCUAGGGCCGCACGGCACCUGCUGGAACACGUGGAGUGGUGGGGAGUCCUGGAGGAUGAGUGACCCUCAGGGAGAGGAGGAGACUCCUGUUGGAGAGCGCACAGAUGACCCUGGGGACCAUGCCAGGCCAGAAGGCAGGCCGUUUGAAGGCUGCAUUUGCUGAACCUGAGGACCACAGAAGCCACCCAGGCAGAGGAGGUGUGAUAUGUGUGUUCUGGCAGGAUAGCUCUUUCGGCUGUGUGCAGGAUGAAAGGAGCAGAUGGACCCGGCGGACCCGGCCAUUAGGUCCAUGGUGGCGGAGGCAGCAGGCACCGUGGGAGGAGGACCUUGGAUACAUCCCUAGGAAGAUUCUCGCUCUGUUGUUGCCCAGACUGGAGUGCAGUGGUACAAUCUCGGCUCACUUCAACUUCUGCCUCCCUGGUUCCAGCGAUUUUUCUGCCUCAGCCUCCCAAGUAGCUGGGACUAUAGGUGCGUGCACCACCAAGCCUGGCUAAUUUUGGUACUUUUAGUAGAGACAGAGUUCUACCAUGUUGGCCAGGCUGGUCUCGAACUCCUAACCUCGUGAUCUGCGCGCCUCGCCUCCCAAAGUGUUGGGAUUACAGGCAUGAGCCACUGAGCCUGGCCUGAGGCUAUUUUCAAGUAGUUGAAGGAAUUCUAAUUCUCUGUGACUAGAGAGUGAAGCAGGGGCAGUGGCAAACCACAGACAGGCAUGUUCUGAAUGUCACACAGAACUUCCUGUCUGCGAGAUUGAGGGCCUUGGGCUGAACGCUCCAUCUCUGGAGAUGGCCAAACAAAGGUGCUGGGUGGGAUGCCAGCCUCAGGUGGGGACCAGAUUAGAUGCCCUGUCAGCAGGACAAUCCUAAGUGUAUGUUGAGACUGGUUCCUCACCCAAGGUGGGGUCUCUCACAACUCCCUAAAUUCCCUAAAUAUAAAUGCUGUGAUGAGAAAACUGAACACAGAGUUUUGCAUUCACAGCAGAUGUGUCUUUUCUCAAAGAGCAGACGCUGAAGAGUCAGCCCCUGCAGUGGGAGGCGGGCAAGUCCUAUAGGGAAGGCUCUUGAAGUUCUGCCAGGUGUUGGCCCAGGCAUGACCCCAGCCUUCCAGGGACUGGAGGCCUGUCAGUGCACUGGCUUCGCUGGGGUUUCUUGGGGUGAGAGGCCAGCUGGAAAAGGAGGCAGCAGGCCUUGGGGUGGCAGUGGCCCCUGCAGAGAAGGCUCCAUCAUCAGAUGCUAAAACCUCCAGUUUCAACUUUUCCUGCAGUGGACGAGUCGUUCCCAAUAAUGGAAUGAACUGGAUUUCCUGAACAAGCCUCCCAGUGAAGAGGAAGGACAGCUUCCACUGGAGCUUGUCAGGGGAGUAACUCGAACCUCUUAGCCAAGACCGGAGUUAAACGGGCAGCUUCAUCACACCACCGACGUUGACCCCAGGCUGACAAAUGUGACCUGCUUCCGUUGGUCUUUGGAUCCUCAUUUCUAUUUUCUUUUUAACUUCAUUGUAUACAUCUUUUAUGUAAUUUGCUUCAAGUUAUUUUGUAGGGAAAUGUGUAAAAAAAAAAAAAAACCCUGCUUUUUGGGAUCAUGAAAAGAUUCCAAAGUUAGAUUAGGUGAUGGCUGUCCAACUUUGUAAAUAAAUAUACAAAAGACUGUUCAAUGGUACACUCUAACUGGAUGAGCUUAGUGGUAUGUACAUUAUCUCAAUAAAACAAUU